This is a messenger RNA of Melanaphis sacchari, 1844 nucleotides long. RefSeq names its product protein spartin. Gene Ontology annotation, cellular component: plasma membrane. Lineage: Eukaryota; Metazoa; Arthropoda; Insecta; Hemiptera; Aphididae. The record is from RefSeq and is a predicted model, not a curated record. The transcript has 6 exons. Bases 324 to 1784 code for a protein of 486 amino acids. Gene Ontology annotation, biological process: cell division; negative regulation of BMP signaling pathway.
UGUGUUCAGUGUUCUACGAAUUAUGUACACGUUUGGUCGUUAUUCGCGUGUUAUCACUGAUCAGAACAUAUAUUUUAAAUUUCGAUUUUCAGCGUUUUCCGUCAGAGCGAGGUCAAAGAACGCAGUCUGAAUCAUUACAAAACAUUUCACAAUAUUUAAUUUAGGAUAACUUCACUUUCAUAUUUCACAUCAUCACAGUUGGAAAACAGUCGUCUUGAAUAUUAUUUAUCGCGAAUUUACGCUUUUAAAUUUUAUUUGCAUUCGACGCCGAUUUUUUUUGAAUUUUGCUUUGUGCUUGAUCUUACAAUCAGAUUCUCGGAGAUAUGGCCGGUCAAAGCGAAACCGCCGAAUUGUACGGUCGCGUGAAAUCUGCCACGGACAAGUUUUUCAACAUUCUACGCGAAGCAAAAAGUCUCGAAACCCAAGGCAAAACAAAUUUGGCUUUGCUGGAGUACGAACAGUGUCUUAAUAUCAUUGAUAAUGUCUUCUCAGUUCCACUGACACGUCCAACUGACCUGAGUCUUGAAUGGACAGAGGUUGAAAACAUACUACAGUACUUGAAAACUGAAAAAAAAGAGAUUUUAAGCCGUAUUGUUGAGUUGCAAAGAGAUAGUGGUUCAAAUAUGGCUAUAGAAUGUAGACCUUUACAAAGUCCACCAUCAUAUCAAGAAGCUACACGUUCUGACGAAGGACAAUCUCAUACUUCUGAAACAUUAGAACCUCCAGUUUCAUAUAACCAGUUAUCAGCUAUGCUCAAUGAUUUACGUGUUGACAUCGAGCAGAGUUCAAUGGCAAUUCUAUUAGUUAGCUGUGACAAUUCACAAGUAUUUUUCAUUGCUGAUGAUGGUCAAGUAACAUCGCCAUCAGAGAAAUCAAAUGUUAAAAUUUUUAUGCUUGAAGGUACAAAUUCAGAAAGCACACAGCGGCAUUUCCUUUGUAUUGAAGAUAUUUACUAUCCUCUUGUCGCAAAUAGUUCACCAUGUCUUCGAACAGAAUAUGGAGCAUUUUUAUUUCCAGAUAUUGAAAACAGAAAUUCAGCUAUUGGUGUGUUAGUUCUUCCAGAAAAUUUGGAACUUUUCACAGAUGUAUUAGAAGAUAUACUUAAGAAAUCAUUGAGAAAACAAUCUGGAACAGCCCGACAAAAAGGUCACAAAAUUUCAUCACACAUCGUUAAAGGAGCUACUUUUUUAUCAAAUGGAUUAGUGAAGGGUGCUGAAAAAACAUCAAAUUUCAUGAACAACUCUACUCCUGGUUUACUGAACUAUAUUAACCCUUCUCAAAGCGAUACAUAUGUUUGCUCUCCCAUGAAAAAAGGAGUUAAAGUUGCUAAAAAUGUGACAUCUACUGCUGCAGAUGUAACAUGCUAUGUUGCUGGAAAAAUAGGUACAGCAUCAUGUGUUGUUGGAAAAUUCCUAGCUCCACAUGUUCAUAAAGGUGGAACUAAGAUUUUGACGGGUAUUACUAAUAUGAACCAAAAUGAAGCUUCCGAGAAAAUGACAAAUGUAUUUGAUAUAACAGCAGGUGCUAUUGAAGGUUUAAGCAUCGUCUAUGAUGGACUUGAAAAAUCUGGAAUAAUGCUGGGUAAAAGUAUUUCAAACAACACAGUGCUUAUAGUUAAUCAUAAAUUUGGCAAUCAUGUUAGUGAAGUCACUCAGGACACAUUUGAAACAGUUGGCCAUGGAUUACGAUUCACUAGAAGUGUGAAAGAGUUUGGUCCAAAAAAUAUCAUCAAAUCUACUGUUAAAGAAACUGGACGUGCCAUGAUAGUACCAGAAAAUGAUUAAAAUAGUUUUCCUGACUAGUUUACCUAACUUAUAAGUAUGAAACUUUGUUGUAAUUAUCAU